This is a messenger RNA of Mesorhabditis belari, 534 nucleotides long. The record is from the annotation of a GenBank genome assembly. Lineage: Eukaryota; Metazoa; Nematoda; Chromadorea; Rhabditida; Rhabditidae.
AUGGCCGACGCGACCCACUCAAUAUAUAGACAAAGGGGAUUGAGGGGAUUUACUUGUGGAAUUCAAGCUCGUGUAAUGUAUCAGAUUCCGGCUGCUGCACUUUCCUGGUCGGUAUACGAGCUUUUCAAAUUUGUUCUUGGAUAUAACGAAGCAAAAUCAAAAAUGACGGACACUGCUUCAUGCCAUCUGUCAAAAUCCUGCGUCUUGACUUCUGCAGCCCUCGUGCUCGGAGGUGUAGCAAUUGGAUAUGGUAGUGCUUCGUUGAAUGGUAUUUUCCUGGUGCUCUUGGGAUUAGCCGUUGGAACAAUAAUUAGCUACUUUACCUCUCGCCGCAACGUCCGCGUCAACUGCACGCACAAGCUCGAAUGUGAUAAGGUGGUAGAUACUGUCGACAUGGAGGACAUCGGCGACAAGAAAACGUUCUGUCGAUGCUGGAAAUCGAGCAAGUUUCCAUAUUGCGAUGGAACGCACAACAAACACAACAAAGAAACCGGAGAUAAUGUCGGACCUCUCAUUGUUCAGAAGAGCAAACAA